Arachis duranensis is the source of this 1310-nucleotide messenger RNA. RefSeq lists its product as uncharacterized. Bases 108 to 1310 code for a protein of 400 amino acids. The record is from RefSeq and is a predicted model, not a curated record. NCBI's taxonomy places the organism in Eukaryota, Viridiplantae, Streptophyta, Magnoliopsida, Fabales, Fabaceae. The transcript is spliced from 10 exons.
CACAAGAUACAAUUGGGCAAGAUUUGUGCAUGAUGAGCUUAUGAAAGGGGUUAAAAAAUUCAAGAAAAAAAAAUACAUUAAGUAUUGAUGGUUGUCUUUAUGUUUUGAUGAUUAUCUAUUACCACAAAGACACAUUUGGAGAUAAGGAAAAUUAUAUGGGGCCUCCACCACCAUGGAUUGCUUAUUGGGAUAAAGAAAAACUUGCAAAGAAGUUGACACAGGAGUCAUCAAAGCAAAGGCCAACGGGUAUUGUUACCCUUUUAGUUAAGCAAGGUGGUGUUGAUGCUAAAUUUGCAAAGAACACAACAAGAACACCAACUAAGAAAAGGGGGGCGAAGGAGCUUAAUAAAGAUAACACAACGAAGGAAAAGAAAGAAAGAUUUGAUGAACAAAAUAAUGACAACAAAAUGUCAAAGGAAGAUGAUAAUGUAUCAGAUGAGCAAAAAGAUAAAGAAAGUGAUGCAAAGCAAGAUGAUGAAAAAGAGGUCAAAACAAGGGAAGACAAAAAAGAUGAAAACAACAUGAGAUCGCCAAUGAGAUCACCUAGCAAUAUGGAUGAUGCAAUAAAAUCUGAAUGGAGAGAAAUUGUGCAAAGUGCAGUACAAGCUUUCUUAGAAAUAGAAGACUGUGAUAUAUAUAUACCUUCUCCAAUCAAGAAGACACAAAAACCUGUGGUACCAUCAAUUCCAUCAUUCUCCCUAAUGAUACAUGAGGAAAACAAAAUAGGGGAAGAAAAAAAGGUGAUAGAUGAGAAAAAUAAAAUAGGGGAAGAAGAAAAGGUGAUAGAGGAUAAUAAGUUAACAGAAGUAGAUAAGGAUAAGAUAUACUUUUGGGCAACAGACGAUAGGUUGAACAAGGAUGAGACUUUGUGCAUCUUAAAAGAUAUACCUAGAGCAAUGCUUGUUAGGGAGGAUAUCAUGUCAAUGUUGCCAAGACAUCAGAUAAACAAUAUGGGAGAGAUGUUCUCACAUUGGGGACACUUGAUCAAAAGAAAGAAAAAAAGUUAUGUACUUCUUCCCGAUGAUUUUGGAAAGAAUGGUGACAGCUUUUUUGAGCAAAAGGAAAUUCCAAAACAUAGAUGGUUAUUGGUGCCGUGUUGCUAUGACUAUCACUGGUGGCUAUAUACUUAUGACAUCUAUGAAAAGAGACUUUUUGUCUUGGAUUCCUUGUAUAAAGAGGCUAAAGGAGAUAGGGUGCAGUUAGACAUAUAUGCGAGCAAAUUGAUUCAACAAAUGGUCUCAAUAGCUGUGCCAAACUAUGAGCUACCAAAGAAUGACCUGAUCCCAAUUUAUUUGAAUCUUCCUAGAUAA